Molecule: messenger RNA, 2020 nt
Organism: Anneissia japonica
Lineage: Eukaryota; Metazoa; Echinodermata; Crinoidea; Comatulida; Comatulidae
Product: single-strand selective monofunctional uracil DNA glycosylase-like
Exons: 4
Coding region: 464-1381 (305 amino acids)
Biological process (GO): base-excision repair
Molecular function (GO): single-strand selective uracil DNA N-glycosylase activity; oxidized pyrimidine nucleobase lesion DNA N-glycosylase activity
Source: RefSeq, a predicted model, not a curated record
AUGUGAAGAAUGAUGUAGAGCUUGGGAAUAUUGCGAGAGAUAGAAAGAGAUGGAAAAAGACAGGACAGACACUGACAGACAAUCCAUGAACGCCUACGGCAUAAUAUGCUAUGGUACAUGAAGAAGAAGAAGUAAAAUGUUCAAAUUUUACUGCAACCGCAGGAGGGCGAAUGUUCCAUCAAUGCUUUAAUGCAAAUACGCGGAGCAGCUCAUUCUUUAUUAUUUAUUCCUCCAUGAGUGAAGUAAAGCUACUUCUUGUUGUCGCUGCGGUCUUGGUAGAUUACCAGUUGUUUUUUAAGUGAUGGAGUCACCAUCAGAAGCAAAGAAGAAAAAAUAUGACAGAAUUCCUACACCAGCAGAAGAUCAAGAUGAAAGCUCUCCAUUGAAUUCUCCAUAUUUUCGAAGUGGGAAUCUAUCCACGGAGAAAUGCAUUUCUGAGACUUUUAUAGAAAUUAUGUAAACUAUGAGCGAAAAAUUGGCCAAGUUGGGAUUUGUUGAUCAUGUCCAGUAUAUGGAUGAGUCCCCAUCAGAAGCAAAGAAGAAAAAGUAUGACAGAAUUCCUACACCAGCAGAAGAUCAAGAUGAAAGCUCUCCAUCGAAUUCUCCAUAUUUUCAAAGUGGGAAUCUAUCCACGGAGAAAUGCAUUUCUGAGACUUUUAUAGAAAUUAUGGAAACUAUGAGUGAAAAAUUGGCCAAGUUGGAAUUUGUUGAUCCUGUCCAGUAUAUUUAUAAUCCUGUAGAAUAUGCAAAAGAAACGCAUGGUUGCUAUGUGAAAAAAUACUGCAAUUCUCAGAAGAAGGUUCUGUUUUUGGGAAUGAAUCCAGGACCAUUUGGAAUGGCGCAGAAUGGGGUACCCUUUGGAGAUACACAUUUUGUAAAGGACUGGCUAGGCAUUGUGGGCAAUGUUGGUAAACCACGGGAUGAACAUCCAAGCAGGCAAAUCGUUGGUUUGAAAUUCAUUCGUAAGGAGGUCAGCGGAUCUCGGUUCUGGGGUCUAUGGAAGAACCUUUGCGGAACUCCGGAUGUCUUUUUUAAGCAUUCGUUUGUAUAUAACAUCUGCCCGUUGGUUUUUAUGCGUUCAACAGGAAAAAACAUUACGCCACCUACGCUACGUGUGAAAUAUCGUAAACCUCUACUAGAAGUCUGUGAUGAAGCGCUUUGUGAAAUUAUCAGACUGCUAGAUGUGAAAAUAGUUGUUGGAGUUGGGAAAUUUGCUGAAAAACAGACAAAGUUUGCAUUGGAUAAUGCAGGAAUUGAGGGUAUUCAAGUUGUCAGUAUUUUACACCCAAGUCCCGCGAGCCCAAAAGCAAACAAAGGAUGGGAACGUAUAGCCACGAAACAACUUGAAGAACUGGAUUUGAUUGAAUACUUUAAAAAUUAGAUAUAAUAAAAGGGCAAGCAAUAUUGACUGAAAGUGAAAUUGUUUUAAUUAUUAUUUAUUUAUUUCACAAUUUGGUAUCCAGUAUAUUAGGCACAAUGCCAAGGAUGCCAAAAACUGAAAUUAGUGGCAUUCUCUUUAUGAAGACUAACGUACACAAGAUGCUCUACAUAGACGAGGCUUUUGGUAUGUAGAAGAGGAAUACAGAACGCCAUCAUCUCUCCUUCCUCCCCAGAGAAAUUAGGGACUACUCUACGAUUGUAGACAUCAGAGGUAAAAAGUUUUCCAGGGCAGGUGGCCAGUAUUAUCAUCAUUAUCAAAUUAAUAGAAUUAUUAUCAUCACUAUCUAUUAUUAUUAUUAAUAGUGUUAUUAUUAUUAUUAUCACUAUCAGUUUCUUUGUCUAAUGAAUUUUGUUAUAUUCAGUCACGAAAUUUCCCCGUAGUGGGAUGAAUAAAGUCUCCUCGUAUCACUUGGCAAGGCUUGGAGCAGAUGAUCAUGUGAACAUUGUUACCUCAAGAACAAUAAUUGCAAAGUAACUAGCUGAAGCAGAGGUACUGUUAUGUCCAUCAUUCCAGGGUUGUCCCAUCAUGUUGUGUGUAUUAUGAUUUUUACAUUGCGUAAAUAAAGCAAGUCAGUUUUAA